UUGUAUCUCUAACCAUGGAAAAAAAGAAGUCCAGCUUUAUCUCGUUUCCUUCCUUUCUUUGUCAUUGUCCAGAGGGGUGUUGCUUCCGGAGUAGGGCACCACAGACCCUACAUCCUCCACAAGUUUUUUCAGCAGACGUUAUAAGUCACCACAUCCAGAACUGCUCACAGCUGACAGUGUUUUUGCCAGUGAAGGUAAUCACAAUGACUAUUUGGAUGAUUUUUUUGUUGUCAGUUAGGACAGGAUUUGGCCAGGAGCAGGGAGGCACUUGUAGACCUUUUUGUUCUGGGAGUGACUGUGUUACUUUGAACCAUGAAAGGGUGGAUUUUAAAACAGCCAAAGAAGCAUGCCAUGGUAGGAAUGGAGAACUGAUGACCUUUCAGACCAAGAUAGAUGAGACCAUCCUUCACACUUUGAGUCAAGAACUAUAUGGAAACUUCUGGAUUGGACUCUAUUUACCUUCUGGCACGUGCAGCAACCUAUCAGCACCACUGAGAGGUUAUAAGUGGACCUCUGGUAGUAUGCAAAGCAGCUUUAUUCCAUCCCUCUGCAACUGGAACGACGGCUCUGAAGUCUGCUCCUCACACUGCGUGUCUCUUUCAAAUGAUCAAAAGUUGACGGAGAGGUUGUGCACUGACAGAGCUGAUGGAUAUCUGUGCAAAAUGAAGUACGAAGAUGCAUGCCAGGCUCAGAAACUAACAGAUCCCAUUGUUUUCCAGAGCUCUAAAGGCUGCUCACUUGGCCCUUGUGAACAUUUAUGCACUGAUGUAAAAGGAGGAUACAAAUGCUCUUGUUUCAAGGGAUAUAUCCCAGACACUGUCAACCCCCGGAAAUGCAAAAUGCACUGUUCUCAACACACAUGUCCUGCAAUCUGUCAGCAUAACCCUGAUAGUGCAUGCUUCUGUCCUAAUGGCUAUAUAGCUAUUGAUAAAGUUUGUGAGGACAUUGAUGAAUGUUCGAUGGAUUGGUGUUCUAAAGGAUGUAAAAACACUUACGGGAGCUUUGUGUGCUCCUGUCCAGAAGGAUUUGUGCUUAAAGAUGAAGUCAGAUGUAUCAAAGUAGUGCACAGUGAAAAUUAUAUGGUCACAACCCCUAUUGUAAUAGGUUCUGCACAACCGGCUGCAAACAAUAACACAUUCAAGGAGUCUUCUACUGCUGGUGGUUUUCUCUGGAUAUGGAUUUUCCUGGCUCUGGCUGUAGUUGUGUUAAUAAUUGUCAUAAGGUUUUAUGUGGUGAAGUGGCAGAAAGGCAGAGAACAAAACUUCAUGCAACAAUCUGCUGCUCCUGUGGACAAUAUUGAGUGUUAAAAAUGAGUUUACAAUUAUGUUUGCUUGAGAUUUUACAUUUUGGGAUAUUUGUGUAGUUCUGUUACAUUUGUUGGAUGGCUACUCUACAUAGGGAAGCUUCUCAAAAUGAUAGCAAAUCCUUGAUUUUUUAAGUCCGGGUGUAACACUAAUUAUUUUUUUAUUAAUAACAUAAUUCAGAAGCAAGCUGUUUCACUGAAGUAGAAGGACUGGGUCAAGCAGUUUCUUAUUUGUGUGAUUGGAAGCAGCAAUAAAGGAAAAUCCAUCAUUUAAAACAAAGUCCAAAUUCCAUUUAAAUGGAACAAGCUAAAUUACUUGAAUGAUAGUACCUCAUGUUGCUUUUGUUGAAUGUUGAACUGAGAGUUUAUUUGUUGAGUUGAUACGUAGUCAUAUAUUUACAAAUAUUCUCAUUGUAUGAGUUUUUCUUUGACAUGUUUCAUUUGAAAACCAAUGAAUGAGUAAAUGUGUCAGAUACACAAUAAGCACUCAAUGAACAUUAAGUAGAAAUGAAGCAGAGCAUUUCACAUAAAAGGAGAAUCCUGAAAAAAAUGCCAACUUAUAAAAUGUUACUUCUUUCUGUUACCUAAGUGAAUGUAAAACACUUCUAAAAAAAAAACUAUAUAUUUUUCU
Notolabrus celidotus (New Zealand spotty) is the source of this 1934-nucleotide messenger RNA. RefSeq names its product thrombomodulin. Lineage: Eukaryota; Metazoa; Chordata; Actinopteri; Labriformes; Labridae. The coding region runs from base 15 to 1307 and encodes 430 amino acids. The transcript has a single exon. Gene Ontology annotation, biological process: cell migration. Gene Ontology annotation, molecular function: extracellular matrix binding; extracellular matrix protein binding; calcium ion binding. Gene Ontology annotation, cellular component: membrane; extracellular matrix; external side of plasma membrane. The record is from RefSeq and is a predicted model, not a curated record.